ACGUCCAGCAGCUGGUGGUGAGUAAAGAACAGGCUCCCCCUGAGCAGCAGCAGUGGAGCCCCCAUGUGGACCAGCAGGACCCAGAGCCCCCCCACAUUAAAGAGGAACAGGAAGAACCGUGGACCAGUCAGGAGGGAGAGCAGCCUCAAGGACUGGAGGAGGCUGAUAUCAAGUUCACAUUGACUCCUGUCGCUGUGAAGAGUGAAGAAGAUGAAGAGAAACCUAUGUUGUUACAGCUUCAUCAGAGUCAGGACAACAGAGCGGACUGUGGAGGACCAGAACCAGCCAGGAACUCAGGUCCUGAUGGACAUUUACAACCUGUUAGUGAAGAUAAUUCUUUAGUUUCUACUGAAACUGAUGAAAGUGAGUGUGAUUGGACACAAUCCAAUGAAGAUCAGUCAGGUAACGAGGUUGAUAAAAACUGUGAAGCUCCUGAAACAGGGACUUCAGUGAAGGAGAGACCCUUCCCCUGCUCGUACUGCGGUAAAAGAUUCAGCCUUAAAGGAAACUUGAACAGACACAUCAGAGACCAUACGGGCGAGAGACCGUUUCCCUGCACAGGUUGUGACAAAUCAUUUAAGGACAGUGGCUCGUUGACGGCACAUAUGAGGUGCCACACAGGAGAGCAACCGUACAGCUGCUUAUUCUGUGGGAAGAAUUUUAGCGGAAGGGGAAACAUGACCAGACACAUGAGAAUCCACACAGGAGAGAAACCGUUUACCUGCUCGGUGUGUAACAAAAGUUUUCAUGUGAAAGAACACCUCAACAGACAUAUGAAGUAUCACACAGGGGAGAAACCGUUCAAUUGCUCCAUCUGUGGUAAAGGUUGUGCUCAGAAAACUGACCUGAAGAAACACAUGAGAGUUCACACGGGAGAGAAACCAUUUAGUUGUCCCUUCUGCGGAAAGUGCUGUGCUGAAAAAGGAGACCUGACCAAACACAUGAGAGUUCACACAGGAGAGAAACCGUUCAGCUGCAACGUUUGCGGUAAAAGUUGCGCUCAAAAGGGAAGCCUGAAGAUUCACAUGAGAAUCCACACAGGAGAGAAACCUUUCAGCUGCUCAGUCUGCGGCAAAUGUUUCACUGUCACAGGACAUCUGAAGAGACACAUGAAGCUACAUGCUGCAGACAGUCAGGUGAACAAGGCUGAAGAUAUCCAUUCAGACAAAGCACAGCAGCAGGUGGAUGGAGUGAACACGUCGUGACGUUCCCUCGGUGCAGAGGAAAGAUGUUAGAGAUACAGCUCACGUUUAUCAAACAUCUCACGUCCAGUUGAUUCCUCCACCAAGACCUAAUGGUCCCUCAAACUCAGUCAAGCUGCAGCAAAUCACACAAACUCCUAAAAAAAUCAGUCCACUAAAUAUUUCUCAUUUUAUUCAUCUUCCAUGAAUUGUUUUCUGAGAUAUCAACAAAAGUGUUACAAGAAGUUUUGUCUCUGUUAAAGUUAAGAUGCUUCAGACUGAACUCAGGUCUCUGGAUCUUCUCUGGAGGACGAACUCAAAUGUCAGAGUGAGACUCAGUUUGUCUGUCUCCUCCUUCACUCCUGUAUAAAGUCUAAAUCCAGGAGAAGUGAGGACUCAGCAGAGCGUCCUCCACUGAGUUAUUGAGUGAGUGGGGGGGUGAUGAGCUUCUAACACGUGACACAAACAUGAAGAUGUGAAGACAGUUUGUGGUGAUAAGAGCUGACGACGGUGUCAGGUGAUGUAAACAUGAUCACAUGAUCACUUCCUGUCUGUCUGCUCCACCUCUCACCUGAAGGUCGAGGAGGAUCUGAUGCUGAACGAGUCUGAGCAGAAAACCUGCUGCUGAGUUGUUCAGCUGUGAAACAUGAACUCUGGAGACGAGUCUCUGGAUUCUACCUGGAGUUCACAUCUGAAAACGGUUUAAAAAACGGGAGAAGGAAAUCUGAUGUGACUCCGCCUCCUGAUCUGAUCUGGAAAGUGUAACGACUUCAUCUUUGAGGUUUGCUGGAGAUCUGUCCGUCCUGCUGACAA
Messenger RNA from Paralichthys olivaceus (Japanese flounder), 1994 nucleotides. NCBI's taxonomy places the organism in Eukaryota, Metazoa, Chordata, Actinopteri, Pleuronectiformes, Paralichthyidae. The record is from RefSeq and is a predicted model, not a curated record.